Molecule: messenger RNA, 1716 nt
Organism: Fusarium sp. VM40
Lineage: Eukaryota; Fungi; Ascomycota; Sordariomycetes; Hypocreales; Nectriaceae
Source: the annotation of a GenBank genome assembly
AUGCGUCGCGCCAUCACUCGCGGCUUGGGUGCUUCUAGCCGUUCUACUCCCGCCCUUUCUCGAUCCUCUCUUCUCGCCUCGUCCAAGAUCACCUCCAGCGGCGCGUCACACGUCGCUGCCAGACGCAUUCAUGCGACUAGCAAGCAGCUUCAGCCUGUGACGGCUGCUCUGGCUUCCACAGCCAGCAACUAUCCCACCACCCACGCAAAGAUCGAGGCAGCCGAUACCCCCUACUUCAUCGACAACAAGUUCGUCUCGUCCUCAACCGACAAGUUUAUUGACUUGCACGAUCCCGCUACCAAUGAGCUCGUCACCCGCGUUCCUCAGAUGACUGACGCUGAGAUGAAGGCUGCCGUUGAAAGCGCCGAGAAGGCCUUCAAGUCGUGGAAGAACACUACUGUCAUUAGUCGACAGCAGAUCAUGUUCCGCUUUGUCCAGCUCAUCCGCGAGAACUGGGACCGCCUCGCUGCUAGCAUUACUCUCGAGCAGGGCAAGACAUUUGCUGAUGCCAAGGGUGAUGUUCUUCGAGGUCUUCAAGUCGCCGAGGCUGCCGUUGGCGCCCCUGAGCUUCUCAAGGGUGAGGUACUAGAAGUCUCAAAAGAUAUGGAGACUAGAACCUACCGUGAGCCUCUGGGUGUCACAGCUGCUAUCUGCCCCUUUAACUUUCCUGCCAUGAUUCCUCUUUGGUGUAUUCCUAUUGCUACCAUCACCGGCAACACUCUCAUUCUCAAGCCUUCCGAACGCGAUCCUGGUGCUGCCAUGAUCAUUGCUGAGCUUGUACAGAAGGCUGGUUUCCCCGAGGGUGUCGUCAACAUCAUCCAUGGUGCCCACCGCACUGUCGACUUCAUCCUCGACGAGCCCGCUAUCAAGGCCAUCAGCUUCGUCGGCGGUAACAAGGCCGGAGAGUACAUCUUCAGCCGUGGUUCUGCCAACGGCAAGCGUGUCCAAGCCAACCUGGGCGCCAAGAACCACGCUGUAGUCUCUCCCGAUGCCAACAAGAACCAGUUCCUCAACUCCAUUGUUGGUGCUGCUUUCGGUGCUGCCGGCCAGCGCUGCAUGGCUCUGAGCACUCUCGUAAUGGUCGGCGAGACCAAGGAGUGGCUGAACGAGCUUGCCGAGCAAGCUAAGCUACUUAACGUCAACGGUGGUUUCGAGCAGGGUGCUGAUCUCGGCCCGGUCAUCUCACCUCAGAGCAAGGAGCGCAUUGAGAAGCUUAUCGAAUCUGCCGAGAAGGAGGGUGCUACUAUUCUUCUCGACGGCCGCGGUGUUAAGCCCAGCAAGUACCCCAACGGAAACUGGGUCGGUCCUACCAUCAUCACCAACGUCACGCCUGACAUGACCUGCUACAAGGAGGAGGUCUUCGGACCCGUACUUGUCUGCCUCAAUGCUGAGUCUAUUGACGAGGCUAUCGAGCUAGUCAACAAGAACGAGUAUGGUAACGGCACUGCCAUCUUCACCAGGUCUGGUGCUACUGCCGAGACCUUCCGCAAGCACAUUGAGGCCGGCCAGGUUGGUAUCAAUGUUCCUAUUCCCGUCCCCUUGCCCAUGUUUUCUUUCACUGGCAACAAGAAGUCGAUUGCUGGCGGUGGUGCUAGCACUUUCUACGGAAAACCCGGUAUCAACUUUUACACUCAGCUUAAGACUGUGACGGCGUUCUGGCAGAGCGCUGAUGCCGUUGCCAAGAAGGCCGAUGUCGCUAUGCCCACUCACCAAUGA